This is a messenger RNA of Didymodactylos carnosus, 328 nucleotides long. NCBI's taxonomy places the organism in Eukaryota, Metazoa, Rotifera, Eurotatoria, Philodinida, Philodinidae. The record is from the annotation of a GenBank genome assembly.
UUUAAAACGGCUAGGAUUACAAGAAUCGAAAUACAUUUUAUUAAGAUUAAAAGAAAAUGAUCAAAUAUCAAAUGAAAGUGACGAGAUGAAUGAUAGUGAUGGUAUGAUGGAAUUAGGUCUCAUUCAAACAGAGGGAAACUAUUAUGAAUUGGGUUUAACAAAUCUAAUUCAUUUAAGAUAUUUACUAUUGAAAAAACCUGAAUUAUUUCCAUUUUAUUCACAUUCAUUGUUAAAUACUGAUUUUGAUCCCAAAACAUUUUUACCAUCACAGCAAUUAUUAGAGAAAUUAGAACAGAUAAGGAGUAGUGAACAAAAAGAUCUUAUUUAA